AUGGCCUUCACCGUACUACUUUCUAUGAAAGAGGUAUACACCUCGUUCCAGAUCUAUAUUGCACGAGAACCUCCGACAUCUCUUCAUAUCUAUCUAUCUAUCUAUCUAUCUAUCUAUCUAUCUAUCUAUCUAUCUAUCUAUGACAGUCUCUUCAUAUCUAUCUAUCUAUCUAUCUAUCUAUCUAUGACAGUCUACUCAUAUCUAUCUAUCUAUUUAUCUGUCUAUGACAAUCUGUUCAUAUCUAUCUAUUUAUCUAUCUAUGACAGCCUGUUCAUAUCUAUCUAUCUAUCUAUCUAUCUAUCUAUCUAUCUAUCUAUGUAUGGCAGGUUCAUAUCUAUCAAUCUAUCUAUGUCAGUUUGUUCAUAUCUAUCUAUCUAUCUAUCUAUCUAUCUAUCUAUCUAUCUAUCUAUCUGUGUUUCUUUCUCUAUCUUAGUCUGUUCAUAUCUAUCUGUGUUUCUUGUCUAUCUAUCUAUCUAUCUAUCUAUCUAUCUAUCUAUCUAUCUAUCUAUGUCAGACAGGUUAAUAUCUAUCAAUCUAUCUAUGUCAGACAGGUUCAUAUCUAUCUAUCUAUCUAUCUAUCAAUCUAUCUAUGUCAGACAGGUUCAUAUCUAUCUAUCUAUCUAUCUAUCUAUCUAUCUAUCUAUCUCAUCCCUCGAACUGACUACAUCUAUCUAUCUAUCUAUCUAUCUAUCUAUCUAUCUAUCUAUCUAUCUAUCUAUGCUUAUCUAUAUGCGCGUGUGA
Molecule: messenger RNA, 741 nt
Organism: Acanthosepion pharaonis
Lineage: Eukaryota; Metazoa; Mollusca; Cephalopoda; Sepiida; Sepiidae
Source: the annotation of a GenBank genome assembly